Trematosphaeria pertusa is the source of this 678-nucleotide messenger RNA. RefSeq lists its product as uncharacterized. The transcript has 3 exons. The record is from RefSeq and is a predicted model, not a curated record. The coding region runs from base 1 to 678 and encodes 225 amino acids. Lineage: Eukaryota; Fungi; Ascomycota; Dothideomycetes; Pleosporales; Trematosphaeriaceae.
AUGUCGCAAGCGCGCGAAGAGGAGAUGGCUGCGCAGCGGCGGGUCCGGCGAAGCCCGGCCGACGUUGCCUGGCUGAGCAAGUACGACACCUACGUCAGGUACCGCCGGGGGACUGAAGCCGCGAGGAGGGUGAUCGACCAGAGUGAGGACGAGGGGGUAGCGGCAAGACUCGGUGCCAAGAUAGCCCAUGCCGAGAAGAGGAUGCCCGAGUUGCGCCGCGAACUCAUCGAUGCUCCUGCCCAGACCGGAGGUGUCUCUGGCUCUGCGGUGAAGAGUGGCCUCAUCGCGGAUGGUGAUGCCGAGCAGAAGAUGAAGGACGCCGUCCAGUUGCUGAAGGUGGCCAAGCAAGAAAUGAAGGAGGCCAUCCAGUUGUUCAAAGAGGCCAAGCAGGAAAUGAAGGAGGCCGAGUGGAAGAUGAUGGAUUUGGAGGCAAUCAGGGCAAGGGAGAGGGGCCGCCAGCCGACGAUGGAAGACUUCCCGCCCACUGUGCAGGGCCCCUUCAAUGCCCUUUAUGCCGAUGGUGCCGACGCCGGGUAUGACCGAGAUAGCAUUGCCGACCCCGCCCGUUAUGGGCGACACCAGACACGCCGCAACUGCGCGCCCCAGCCGGAGCCGGGUAUUUCCGGGGUGCUGCCUCCACCGAAGGCAGACGAGGCGACGGAGACGGUGUCGCGGUGA